This is a messenger RNA of Marmota monax (woodchuck), 2876 nucleotides long. It is a transcript of the gene Sox21, whose product is annotated as SRY-box transcription factor 21. The transcript has a single exon. NCBI's taxonomy places the organism in Eukaryota, Metazoa, Chordata, Mammalia, Rodentia, Sciuridae. Gene Ontology annotation, molecular function: RNA polymerase II cis-regulatory region sequence-specific DNA binding; DNA-binding transcription factor activity, RNA polymerase II-specific. Gene Ontology annotation, biological process: anatomical structure morphogenesis; regulation of DNA-templated transcription; cell differentiation. The record is from RefSeq and is a predicted model, not a curated record. Bases 53 to 883 code for a protein of 276 amino acids.
GGGCGAGGGCCCGGGCGGCGGCGGCGGGCUGCAGCCGCGGCACGGUGAAAGCAUGUCCAAGCCGGUGGACCACGUCAAGCGGCCCAUGAACGCCUUCAUGGUGUGGUCGCGGGCUCAGCGGCGCAAGAUGGCCCAGGAGAACCCCAAGAUGCACAAUUCGGAGAUCAGCAAGCGGUUGGGCGCUGAGUGGAAGCUGCUCACGGAGUCGGAGAAGCGGCCGUUCAUCGACGAGGCGAAGCGCCUGCGCGCCAUGCACAUGAAGGAGCACCCCGACUACAAGUACCGGCCGCGGCGCAAGCCCAAGACGCUGCUCAAGAAGGACAAGUUCGCCUUCCCUGUGCCCUACGGCCUGGGCGGCGUGACUGACGCCGAGCACCCGGCGCUCAAGGCGGGCGCCGGGCUUCACGCCGGGGCGGGCGGCGGCCUGGUGCCGGAGUCACUGCUCGCCAACCCUGAGAAGGCGGCCGCCGCUGCAGCCGCCGCCGCCGCGCGCGUCUUCUUCCCGCAGUCGGCCGCAGCCGCCGCCGCCGCUGCCGCCGCCGCCGCAGCCGGCAGCCCCUACUCACUGCUCGACCUGGGCUCCAAGAUGGCAGAGAUCUCGUCGUCGUCGUCCGGCCUUCCGUACGCGUCGUCUCUGGGCUACCCCACCGCGGGCGCUGGCGCCUUUCACGGCGCGGCGGCCGCGGCUGCAGCGGCGGCCGCGGCCGCCGGGGGGCACACGCACUCGCACCCCAGCCCGGGCAACCCGGGCUACAUGAUCCCGUGCAACUGCAGCGCGUGGCCCAGCCCUGGGCUGCAGCCGCCGCUCGCCUACAUCCUGCUGCCCGGCAUGGGCAAGUCUCAGCUGGACCCCUACCCCGCGGCCUACGCCGCUGCGCUAUGACCCCGCGGGGCCGCCUCGCGAGGACCGGUGUGCACACGUGUACAUAUGUAUAGGUACGAGUUCCGCGGCCUCCCAGUGCGCCCUCAGGCCACUGGGGGCCCGGUUUGUAUAUACAUAAGAUGUAUAGGUGCCAGGCACUGGCAGAGAUGCCAGUCGGGGCGCGAGUGGCAGAGCGCGCGAGGGCGCGGGCGAGUGUGCGUGUGAAUUCACAGGAUCAUUUCCGACCCGCACUUCGGCAGCCAACUUUAAAAAGAGGGCGUUUGUAUCCGGCAGCAGUUGGUGUUUGCUUUGCACUUCGGAACCUGUUGCGUUUUGACCCACAUAGGUGGAGGAGUAACUUUUUGACAUGUUGGGCUUUCCAGUUUUGUUGUUGGGAGUUUUAUUGUCGAUUUUGCUUUUGUUUCUCUUUACUUUCCUUCCCCCCUCCACCCCCUCCCCCGUCUGCGCUGCAUGCACUCUGUUCAAAUAUUAGGUCUGAAAUGGCUGGCACACGGGAAAAGCUGAUCUGUGUCAUUAGUUUCUCCGAGCAGGAUAGCUCUGAACAGCCUUGCUCCCUGUUUGUACUAUUUGAACUUUGUAGAUCUCUGUUCUCCCAAGCAGAAUACCCAGACCGGAUCCAUUCUUGACCAGUGACCAGCUCGAAUCUGGCCUUUUGUAUGUGAGACGAUCACGGUUUCUUUUGUUUAUCACGCCACAUGCAAAUCAGAGCAAGAGCUCUUUUUCAAAAGAGCAAGAAAUCUAAACAAGACACAUGUGUGAGAUGAAAGUUGUCAAUUGAAUUUUCUCCCCCUUAAGGAAAAAAAAAAAAUCUACGAAGUCUCCCUGAGUCCACUGGUUUGGAUUUUUGACAUGGUUUACAAAAAGGGGAAAGAGCAAGGUUGCUAUUUUCCUCUUACGGCUGAAAUCAUCUUAAGAUUGUAAAUGUGUAUGUGUCAGUGAAAACUUGGAGUCUUGGAAAAUGUGUAAUUUUCGUCCCCCUAAAUUUGAGUCAGUUUUAGACUCAAAAACAUUUGAGCAAAUGUCAAAGUUAACUUUUAAAUAUUGCGGAACUGUUUCAGAAUCGCAAUUUUAUCUAAGAUUAAAUCAGACUUUUUGUCUGAGUGGUAAUUAUAUUUAUUAUUUAGGAAAACUGAAAGAAGCACAGAAUUGUUUUUGACAGAUGCCUCUCAUUUCCAGUUGUCAUUUCUCUUCCAACUUGAACCUUUUAAAUGUGUUUUGGAGUUCCCUCUUGGAUUAGCUUAUUUUUUAGAUCUCCUGCAAUACAUUUGCAAAUUUUGAUAAAACACAUUUUAGAAAAAAGAACCAUUCUCAGUUAUGGGGUUUUUUGUUGUUGUUGUUUUGUUUCCUUUUAAAUGUAUAUAUUUUGACUAAUGUUUGUGAAUGAAGUUGGCUAACAUGUAUUUAGUUUCAUUUUUGGCUUUAUGUAAUAUAAAGUUUUAAAAAGUUUAAAUAUUGGUUUUAACCUUUAUGUGUAAAUGGUUUUCUUGUGUGAUCUUCUAAUUUAAUAUUAGAUGCGUCUAAGCUAUAUCUGUAAAUUAGAAUCCGACUAUCACUCUGUUCAUUUUUUUGAACAAAGAGUUUAAAUAAAGCCUGAACCAGGGAAAAGAGAAAAUCCUCUAUUUCUUGUUGAGUUCCUAACAAGAUUUUUAUCUGAAUUGCCCUUACGUGCCUGGUCCAGGUGAAGUGUAAGGUAUCCUCCAAAGGCACCCUUUGUUUCACUUUUGAAUAGAUUUACUAGGAAAUCUAAAUCAAGCCAUUGUUAUUCAGAGCCAAAAACCUGAUUUAUCACAUUUUUAAUCGUGAAUAGGAAAGUAGAUUUAAAAAACCCAAGUAGUUGCAUUAUCUUUAAAAAAUAAAAUAAAAUAAAAGGCAUUCAUGAACCAGUAGAACAGAGCUCAUUGAAAACGUCCAGAGUGUUCAAAGCAUUUCACCAGUUUCCAGUAACAUUUUAAGAGGGGAAAGUUGCCUGACCACUUUAUCUUGUUAGUAGAAU